Molecule: messenger RNA, 1592 nt
Organism: Oryza sativa Japonica Group (Japanese rice)
Lineage: Eukaryota; Viridiplantae; Streptophyta; Magnoliopsida; Poales; Poaceae
Source: RefSeq, a predicted model, not a curated record
AUUUUUUCCCAUUUCGCUCACCUGUUCCCCUCCUCCGCCCUCUCCCCAACUCGCCAUUUUCCCCGUCUUCCACAGUGACAACCACCACCCCACGCUUUCCCCUUCCUCCUCGCGAUCCAGCAGCGGGAGAGAUGGAUCGGCCGCCGCCGGAUCAGCAGCGGCAGAAGCAGGCGCCGCUCUUCUCGCCGUACCAGAUGCCCCGCUUCCGCCUCAACCACCGGGUGGUGCUGGCGCCGAUGACGCGGUGCAGGGCGAUCGGCGGGGUGCCCGGCCCGGCGCUGGCGGAGUACUACGCGCAGCGGACCACCCAGGGUGGCCUGCUCAUCUCCGAGGGCACCGUCGUCUCGCCCGCUGGCCCGGGGUUUCCUCAUGUCCCUGGGAUAUACAAUCAAGAGCAGACUGAUGCAUGGAAGAAGGUGGUGGAUGCUGUUCAUGCCAAGGGAGGCAUCUUUUUCUGCCAGUUAUGGCAUGUAGGCAGAGCUUCUCACCAAGUAUACCAGCCAAACGGUGCUGCACCAAUAUCCUCAACUGAUAAGCCAAUAUCAGCAAGAUGGAGAAUACUGAUGCCUGAUGGCUCCUAUGGCAAGUAUCCUAAACCUAGGCGCCUGGCAGCAUCGGAAAUACCUGAAAUUGUCGAACAAUAUCGUCAAGCCGCCAUUAAUGCCAUUGAAGCAGGUUUUGAUGGCAUUGAGAUCCAUGGUGCUCAUGGCUAUAUCAUUGAUCAAUUCCUAAAGGAUGGAAUCAAUGACCGCACUGACGAGUAUGGUGGCUCACUUUCCAACCGCUGCCGGUUCCUACUUGAGGUAACUAGGGCUGUGGUUUCUGCCAUUGGAGCAGACCGAGUCGCGGUGAGGAUAUCACCAGCCAUUGAUCACCUUGACGCCUAUGAUUCAGACCCCAUUAAGCUCGGCAUGGCCGUUGUUGAGCGGCUGAAUGCUCUCCAGCAGCAGUCAGGGCGGCUCGCCUACCUCCACGUCACGCAGCCACGGUACACCGCCUACGGGCAGACCGAGUCUGGGCAGCAUGGCAGUGCCGAGGAGGAGAGCCGCCUGAUGCGCACCCUCCGGGGCACGUACCAGGGCACAUUCAUGUGCAGUGGCGGCUACACGCGGGAGCUUGGGUUGGAAGCAGUGGAGAGCGGCGAUGCCGACCUGGUGUCGUACGGGCGGCUCUUCAUAUCAAACCCGGACCUGGUCGAGCGGUUCAGGCUGAACGCCGGGCUGAACAAGUACGUGCGUAAGACAUUCUACACGCCCGAUCCUGUCGUGGGUUACACGGACUAUCCGUUCCUCGGACAGCCUAAGUCGCGGAUGUAAAUGUACUGCGGGAUAAGUAAAUCAAGGAUACGAUUGUGUAUUGUAAGGAAAAUAAAGGGCAACGGUGAGGUGAUUUAGCUUAUUUUUGGGACCUAAUUUGACGGUAAUUUAUUCUUUCACCAAAUCUGAUAUGAUCCAUUGCUGAUUCAGUAGCUACUCUAGCCUAUGUAAACCUUGGGUCAUCAGCACAGAUUGUAUCUAUAUGUGUAUUGCAUAAUGUUUCAUAUCAGUUGUCUAGCAGAUUUAUGCAUCGUACCAGUUAGUAACUGUUAUUUU